Messenger RNA from Cavenderia fasciculata, 1725 nucleotides. RefSeq lists its product as uncharacterized. The coding region runs from base 1 to 1725 and encodes 574 amino acids. The record is from RefSeq and is a predicted model, not a curated record. Gene Ontology annotation, biological process: glutathione catabolic process. Lineage: Eukaryota; Evosea; Eumycetozoa; Acytosteliales; Cavenderiaceae. Gene Ontology annotation, molecular function: glutathione gamma-glutamate hydrolase. The transcript is spliced from 5 exons.
AUGAGUAUGGAGAAAACCUCGAUAUGGAAAACAUCAAAAUUUUUAAAAGCCCUGUUUUUUAGUUUAUAUAUAUUAUCAAAAAUGUUUAAAGAAAAUGAUGAUUAUAGUUCACGUUCACCAUUGUAUGCAACCAAUGGUGUAUGUUCAUCAAGUCAACCACUAGCAUCACAAGUAGGCAUUGACAUUUUAAAGAGAGGAGGUAAUGCAGCUGAUGCAGCUGUUGCAAUGGCUGCAGUUAUGAAUCUAACCCAACCUUGUUCAACAGGAAUAGGAGGAGAUUGUUUUAUGAUUUAUUAUGAUGCAAAGACCAAAGAGAUUCAUGGUAUGAAUGGUAGUGGUAGAGCACCAGAAGCAUUGACAUUGCAAUUGGUCAAAGAAAAGGGUAUUACAGGUGACUGCUUACCACCAUACAGCGCAUUGACAGUGACUGUCCCAGGUGCAGCUGCCGCAUGGUGCGACACUAUCGAAAAGUUUGGUUCUGGCAAGCUCACAAUGACCGACAUUUUAACACCGGCCAUUGAAUAUUGCGAACUAGGUGUACCCAUCCAAUCGAAAACCUCCAUGUGGUGGGAAGCAUCUAUGGACCAACUCAUGACAGGUCCACACUCUUCCGAACUACUAAUCAAUGGUCAACCACCCAAACCUGGUCAAAUAUUUAAAAAUCCAAACCUUGCUAAAACCUUUAAAUUAUUAGCUUCCAAAGGUAAAGAUGGUUUUUAUAAAGGAGAAAUUGCAAAUGAAAUUGUCAAAGUAAUAAAGGAAUUGGGAGGUGUACUAAGUUUAAAAGAUUUAGAAAAUCAUAAAACAACAUUUGAUAAACCAAUUCAUAUUAAUUAUAGAGGUUAUGAUAUCUUUGAAAUUCCUCCAAAUGGUCAAGGUAUUACUGCUUUAUUAGCUUUAAAUUUAUUAGAAGAAUAUAAAUUAUCAGAGAUGAAUCCAUAUUCAAAAGAACAUUUACAUUUAUUGAUUGAAUCUUUGAGAAUUAGUUUUUCAGAUACAAGAUAUUAUGUAGCAGAUCCAGCAUUUUAUGAUGCACCAUUGGACAAGAUGCUAUCAAAAGAGUAUGCACGCGAGAGAAGAAAGUUGGUAGACAAGGAAAAAUGCAACAAAAAUGUUGAAAAGGGUUAUCCAGCCAAUUCAAGCAACACCAUUUAUCUGACGGCCGUAGACCGAGAUGGUAAUGCAUGUAGUUUUAUCAAUUCAAACUAUAUGUCUUUUGGUACUGGAAUCAUACCAAAGGGAUGUGGAUUUACACUUCAAAACAGAGGCGCCAACUUUUCAUUGGAUCCAUCUCAUCCAAACAGUCUCCAACCAAACAAACGACCAUACCACACCAUCAUCCCAGGUAUGAUUCUCAAAGAUGGACAAUUAUUUGCUAGUUUUGGUAGUAUGGGAGGAUUCAUUCAACCACAAUCACAUGUUCAAUUAAUUGUCAAUCUUAUCGAUCACAAGAUGGAUCCUCAAGCAGCAAUCAAUUUUCCAAAGUUUAUGAUUAGUGAUGGUGAAUCAAAUGGUCGAAUCAUAUUUGAAGAUGGUCAUCAAGAGGAAAAUAUUAAAGGUCUAGAGAAAAUGGGUCAUAAUGUUCAACUUGGUCCUGUCAAAGGUCACGAUAGAAGAAUAUUUGGUAAUGGUCAAAUCAUUGUUCAAUUGACAGAUGAAAAUCAAAAUAGAAUUUAUUGUUCUGGUACUGAUAAUAGAUGUGAUGGUAUUUCUUCAAUCUAUUAA